This is a messenger RNA of Salvia splendens (bonfire salvia), 1889 nucleotides long. RefSeq names its product probable L-gulonolactone oxidase 6. Lineage: Eukaryota; Viridiplantae; Streptophyta; Magnoliopsida; Lamiales; Lamiaceae. The transcript is spliced from 3 exons. Gene Ontology annotation, cellular component: membrane. The coding region runs from base 43 to 1779 and encodes 578 amino acids. Gene Ontology annotation, molecular function: FAD binding; D-arabinono-1,4-lactone oxidase activity. The record is from RefSeq and is a predicted model, not a curated record.
CUCUACAAGCUGCGAAAAGGAAUCAAUCAAGCUUAAACGAACAUGAACACAAUCACCACCAUUGCUUUGUUGGUGACACUAAUGAGCAUCUCCGUAAAUUCUACCUCACCAGAAGAUCCCAUCCAGUGCAAUGGAGCAAUCCAAAACACAAACUGCACCAUCACAAACUCCUACGGCGCCUUCCCCGACCGAAGCACCUGCCGUGCAGCCGAGGCCGUGUACCCCACGUCCGAGGCCGAGCUAGUCGCAGCCGUGGCGAGCGCGGCCGCGGCCAAGAGGAAGAUCAAAGUGGCGACGCGCUACUCCCACAGCAUUCCGAAGCUGGUGUGCCCGGACGGGGAAGACGGGCUGCUGAUAAGCACCAAGUACCUCAACCGGACGCUGAACGUAGACGCAUCCGCGAUGACAAUCACGGUGGAGAGUGGGGUGACGCUGAGGCAGCUGAUCAGCGAGGCGGCCCGGGCCAAUAUGGCGCUGCCUUAUGCGCCGUAUUGGUGGGGGCUGACCGUGGGCGGGAUGAUGGGGACGGGUGCUCAUGGGAGCUCGCUGUGGGGCUUGGGGAGUCAGGUGCAUGACCGUGUCACGCGCCUGACUAUUGUGGCGCCCGCGCAGCCACACGUCCGCGUGCUGGAAAGUGGGGAUGCGGACCUUGAUGCGGCUAAAGUCUCGCUUGGUGUUCUUGGUGUCAUCUCUCAGGUAACACUGAAAUUGGAGCCGCCUUUCAAAAGGUCAGUAACAUACAUAACAAGGAACGAUUCUGAUCUGGGAGAAGAUGCUGUAACGUUGGGGCGGAAACACGAAUUUGCAGAUUUCACAUGGUUCCCCAGUCAGAAACGAGUCAUUUAUCGACUGGACGACCGAACCUCAUCCAACUCAUCCGGAAACGGGCUCAAUAACUUCCCAGGAUUCCGGUCCACUUCCACCCUCGUUCUUGCCACUCUCAGAAGCACAGAGGAGACGCAGGAGUCCCUAGGCGACGCCAACGGAAAAUGCAUAAACGGGAGAAUCACGGCCUCUUUUUUAAGAUCCACGGGCUUCGGACUAACAAACGACGGCAUCAUAUUCAAGGGCUACCCAGUGAUCGGCUACCAAAACCGCAUCCAGGCUUCCGGCGCAUGCCUCGACAGCCCGGACGACGCGAGGCUCACGGCAUGCCCGUGGGAUUCCCGCGUGAAGGGCCUCUUCUACCACCAGACCACAUUCAGCAUCGCCCUGUCAAGAGUCAAGGGCUUCAUCCUCGACGUGCAGAAGCUCGUCUCCCUUUUCCCGGACUCCCUCUGCGGCCUUGACCUCUACAACGGGAUCCUCAUGCGAUACGUCACCGCCUCGACGGCCUACUUGGGGAAACAGGAGGACUCCCUCGACUUCGACAUCACUUACUACAGGAGCAAGGAUCCCCUCCAGCCCAGGCUCUUCGAAGACGUGUUAGAAGAGAUAGAGCAGAUGGCCGUGUUCAAGUACGGAGCUCUGCCGCAUUGGGGGAAGAAUCGGAACGUGGCGUUUCUCGGGGCCACUGCAAAGUAUAGAAAUGGCGCGCGGUUCGUGAAGGUGAAGCAGAGGUAUGAUCCUAAAGGGCUGUUUUCGAGUGGGUGGAGUGAUCAGAUGUUGGGGCUCGCGGAUGGAUUGAGUGUGGUGAGGGAAGGAUGUGCGCUUGAAGGGUUGUGUAUUUGCUCUCACGAUACUCAUUGCGCGCCUAACAAGGGAUAUUUGUGUGUGCCUGGAAAAAUCUAUGAUAAGGCCAGAGUCUGUGCCAAGGUUACAACAGGAAAUCUUUAUUAGGAGACUCGACUCUGUGAUUAAUUUAAUAAUAAUAAUUAGAGACCGUAUUAAAAUAAUCUAAAUGUGUAUUUUUAUUAUAUAUUUUAUUUAUUAUUUAUUUAUCUUAUCAA